Messenger RNA from Ziziphus jujuba (common jujube), 3321 nucleotides. RefSeq lists its product as uncharacterized. The coding region runs from base 1 to 3321 and encodes 1106 amino acids. Gene Ontology annotation, molecular function: nucleic acid binding; zinc ion binding. The record is from RefSeq and is a predicted model, not a curated record. The transcript has a single exon. NCBI's taxonomy places the organism in Eukaryota, Viridiplantae, Streptophyta, Magnoliopsida, Rosales, Rhamnaceae.
AUGGCUGGUUCCGGUGAAAGCUCUCAACGAAAUUCUGGCGAAGACCCAAACUCGAAAAUGCUCUUAUCUGCAGUGGCUAAAUUAGAUCAGAAAUUCGACACCCUUUCUAAUGAGAUUCGGCAACUCUGUGCUGCAAUACAUUCUGGUCUGACGUUGAAAACUGGAGCUGCUGGUUCUCAUCUCCCAGAGCACUCCGGCGACCGAUCUGCAGCAACACAGAUGCCACAGACGCCCAUUCCUUUGGCACACCCAGCAGAUCCACACCUCCAAGAUUCGCCUCCUCCUCGAAUUCCCAGAACUCAACACCGACAAUUUCUGGAUGUUCAGCAACGUAUUCCACUCUCAAUCGACUCGGACUCGGAAGAUGAGAUGGAGACAAUGGCUAUGAAUCGAGCCCCUCAAGCUGGUCCUCACAGGUAUGCUCGAGACCACCAACCUUCAGACUACCGAAUUAAAGUAGAUAUUCCAAAUUUUGAUGGGUCUCUGAAUAUUGAGGAUUUUCUUGAUUGGGUACAAACUGUUGAGUCUUUCUUUGAGUAUAUGUCCAUACCGGAGGAUAAACAGGUUCGUUUGGUAGCUUACAAAUUCCGUGGGGGAGCCUCGGCAUGGUGGGAACAGGUUUUGAGUAAUAGACGAAAACAAGGAAAGGGUCCGAUACAAUCUUGGUCAAGGCUACGCAGAAUGUUGCGAGCCAGAUUUCUCCCCGUUGAUUUUGAGCAGAUCCUUUACCAGCAGUAUCACCAUUGCCACCAAGGUAACCGUUCUAUUAGUGAGUAUACUGAAGAAUUUUAUAGACUAAGUGCUCGGGUGAACUUGAAUGAAAAUGAAGGACAACUAGUUGCUAGAUAUGUGGCUGGGUUACUUACUCCAAUUCAAGAAAGAAUAGAGCUUAGUCCUGUGUGGAAUCUGAGUGAAGCUGUCAAUUUAGCUUUCAAGAUUGAAAAGCAAAUUGAGAGGCAUGUAACUAAAACACCAGCUAAAUGGAAACCCAUGAGUGAACUGUACCCACCAAAAAUUAAAUCCCUAUCACCAGCAGCCCCUUACCAAAAGACCACCCCUGCUGAUAAUUCCAUGAAAAAUACCAGCAAACCCCAAAACCAACCCAACCGGCCUUCAAAUCCUUAUGCCCGAAACUUUCCACUCAAGUGUUUCAAGUGUGGCCAGCAGGGGCACAAAUCUAAUGAAUGUCCACUGCGAAAACAGAUUAACAUAGUGGAGACUCAAGACGAUUCGGGAGAAGAGUUUGCCACCGUGGGGGAUGAAACCGAGUUGGUGGAUGAAGACCAAGGUGAACCAGUUAUUUGCAUCAUCCAGAAGCUAUUGUUCUCUCCUAAACACCCCAUGGAGCCUCAACGCCAUUCAAUUUUCAAAACCAAAUGUACUAUCAACAAGAAGGUGUGUGAGGUGAUUAUAAACAGCGGGAGCAGCGAGAACAUAGUGUCCAAGUCCUUGGUUAAAGCCUUGAAGCUCCCUACUAUGAGUCACCCGAAUCCUUACAAGGUGGGUUGGAUUAAAAAGGGCAUCGAAACCAAGGUCACUGAGCUGUGUAAAAUUCAUUUCAGUAUAGGAAAACAUUAUGCCAAUGAGGUUGUUUGUGAUGUUGUGGACAUGGAUGCAUGCCAUAUUCUUUUAGGCCGACCUUGGCAGUUCGACAACUCUGUAACGCAUGAUGGUCGACAAAACACACAUUCGUUUCAAUGGAAUGGGAAGAAAAUUGUCCUACUUCCUUCCAAGCCCCAAAAUGACCCUACUUUGCUGCCCACAUCUGGAGUAUCACCAGAACAACUCUCGGGAAAGGGUCCUAUACUUUUAACAACCUCGGGAAAACAUUUUGAACUUCAAGCUAAACACUCACAGAUCUGUUUCGGUAUUGUAGCUUCACUUCAAGCUCCUGCAGAUUCUCAAUUUCCACAACCCAUUCUCCAACUUCUUCAAGAGUUCGCUGAAAUCUGUCCAAGUGAACUUCCGGAUUCCCUACCACCCAUGAGGGACAUCCAACAUGCUAUUGACUUGCUACCCGGGGCCAAACUUCCUAAUCUCCCUCACUACCGAAUGCCACCAAAAGAAGUUCAAAUCCUGCAGCAAAUGGUUGAGGACUUGCUGAAGAAGAACCUUAUCCGAGAAAGCCUAAGUCCUUGUGCAGUACCAGCUCUUCUAGUCCCCAAAAAAAAUGGUGAAUGGAGAAUGUGUAUUGACAGCCAUGCUAUCAAUAAGAUAACUACCAAAUAUCGGUUUCCCAUUCCCCGGUUGGAAGACAUGUUAGACAAAUUAAGUGGGGCUCAAGUGUUCUCUAAGUUGGAUCUUCGCAGCGGCUACCAUCAAAUUCGAAUAAGACCUGGAGAUGAAUGGAAGACCGCCUUCAAGACUCCUACGGGUCUCUACGAGUGGCAGGUCAUGCCCUUCGGGUUAUGCAAUGCACCGAGUACCUUUAUGCGUUUGAUGAACCAAGUUCUACAACCUCUCAUUGGCAUCUGUGUGGUGGUAUAUUUCGACGAUAUUCUUGUGUACAGCCACUCAACCGAAGCCCACAUUGAGCAUGUGCAGCGGGUAUUUGUGAUACUCAAGGAAAACCAUCUGUAUCUGAACCUCAAGAAAUGUGUAUUCAUGACCCCAGAGCUUCUUUUCCUCGGGUUUAUUGUGGGCAAGCAUGGAAUCAAGGCCGACCCUUCAAAGGUAGCUGCAAUCCGUGAUUGGAAAACACCCUCAACAGUCACUGAAGUUCGCAGCUUCCAUGGACUCGCAACUUUCUAUAGACGUUUUGUGCGCAACUUCAGUUCUAUCGCAGGUCCACUAACAGACUGCCUCAAGAAAGGAAAGUUCCAAUGGGGACCUGCUCAGCAGCAAAGCUUUGAAACUUUGAAAAAACAUCUUACUGAGGCACCGGUAUUGGCACUUCCAGAUUUCGACAAAAUCUUCGAAGUCGAAACGGACGCGUCUUCAACGGGCAUAGGAGCUGUCCUUAUGCAAGAACAGCGUGCUAUUGAGUUUUUCAGUGAAAAGUUGUGCCCUGCCCGUCAAUUGUGGUCGGCCUACGAACAAGAAUUAUAUGCUAUCGUGAGAGCUUUCAAGCAUUGGGAACAUUACCUGAUCCAGCGGGAGUUUGUCCUUCAUUGUGACCACCAAGCUUUGCAACAUUUCAGUUCACAAAAGCACAUCAACAAGAUGCACAUCCGAUGGUCACAAUUCCUUCAAAAAUUUCCAUACUCAUUCCACCACAAAGCUGGGAAACACAACCGAGUGGCAGAUGCUCUCAGUCGCAAGGUAUGCCUCUUGAACAAGUUGCAAAUCGAGGUUGUGGGAUUCGACGCUCUCCAAGACUAA